AUGCUCGCUUUCCAGCCGCGCACGUUUGUCGGAGCACAGAGUGGCCGCAUUUCUUCGCUGCCUCGCCUUCAGCUGGGACGCAGACUGCGUUUCCAGACGAUAUUACGCUUGUUGGGCAUGAUGGCAUCUAUGAUUGCCGUAGUGCCACUUGGACUGUUAAAAAUGAGAGCGUUUCAACGCUGGACUCUCUCUCACCGUUUGUGUGCAUCGCGUCACCUCCGGAGGAGGCUGCCAGUAACCACGUCUUGCAUGCUAGCUCUCCGUCCUUGGAGGGAGCCCAGGCUGCUGCAUCAGGGCUCUCGGAUUGGGAGGGUGUUGUUUCGCAAGGGGGUGUCCACAGAUGCUUCCCUAAGAGGGUGGGGAGCGCUGUGCGAGGGUGCAUCAGUGAGAGGGAUCUGGUCCGCAGCCCAGCGCCAGCUGCACAUCAACCACUUAGAGCUGUUAGCAGUGUUCUUAGCUCUAAAGCAUUUCCGUCCAGUCCUGGAGGGCCAGCAUGUCUUAGUCAGGACGGACAAUUCAACAGUGGUGUCUUACAUAAACAGGCAGGGAGGAACACGCUCUCUUCCCCUGUUGAAGCUGUCUCGCUCUCUGCUGUUAUGGUGCAGUGUUCAUUUUCUGUCUCUAAGAGCCACCCAUGUCCCGGGCCACCUGAACCUGGGGCCGGACCUUCUCUCCAGGGGGGGUCCUCUGGUCGUGGUAUGCAGAGAUAAUCAGCCUGCUAGCAGCGAGUCCUUGGCAGCUUCCUCUCCGCAGGGAUCUCCUCUCUCAGGCGGGAGGAGAAGUGUUUCAUCCGCGCCCAGAUCUGUGGCGCCUUCAUGCUUACCUGCUGAGAGGUUAAACUCGAUUGCUAUGGGUUUGCCACCUAGUGUGAUAGCGACAAUUCAGAGUGCUAGAGCCUCAUCUACUAGAAGCUUGUACGCUUGCAAAUGGCGAGCCUUCGAGCAAUGGUGCCAGGACCGCCACACUCUCCCAUUUCAGUGCUCUAUUGUGGAUGUUUUGACAUUCCUGCAGGAGCUGCUGGAUAAGGGCCUUUCAUUUUCGACAAUUAAGGUUUAUUUAGCAGCUAUAUCUGCUUGUCAUAUUGGCUUUGACGGGGUGACACUAGGUGCACAUCACCUUGCUAUACGUUUUCUGAAAGGAGUUCGCCGGCUGAGGCCCGUGCUUAAAUCCAGUGUCCCUGCUUGGGACUUGUCUUUGGUGCUGGAGGCCCUUUGUAGCCCCCUGUUUGAACCCAUUGAGUCUGUGGAUAUGAAAUUUCUUUCAUAUAAGACUGUAUUACUUCUCGCUUUGGCUUCGGCAAAGCGAGUGGGUGACCUUCAUGCAUUGUCUGUGCAUCCCGCCUGCACACAGUUUUCUCCUGAUGGCCACAAGGUCGUAUUGCGUCCAAAUGCUGCCUAUUUUCCCAAGAUCAUGCCUGCACCUUAUAGCUCAAUGGAGUUUGAGUUGCUGAGCUUUUGCUCCCCUCCUUUUGCAUCUGAGGAGCAGAGGAGGAUGCAUUCUCUUUGUCCAGUGCGUGUGCUACGCACCUACAUUGAGCGCACUCAGAAUGUGCGUUUAUGUGACCAGCUGUUUGUCUGCUUCGCUAAUCCAAAAAGAGGUAGAGCUCUGUCCAAACAGAGGCUGUCCCACUGGAUUAUAGAAGCUAUCUCACUGGCAUACAGCACCAGAGGUCUUGCUUUGCCCCACGGGGUGAGAGCUCAUUCCACCAGGGGGAUGGCAACCUCAUGGGCUCUUUUUAAAGGGGUGCCUGUAGCUGAUAUUUGUGCGGCAGCUAGUUGGGCAUCACCGCACACUUUUGUGCGGUUUUAUCGGUUGGACGUUACAGCCCCUUCGGUGGCUCAUGCUGUCCUUUCUGCUGGGUCUACCACUCGCUAA
Pelmatolapia mariae (spotted tilapia) is the source of this 1875-nucleotide messenger RNA. RefSeq lists its product as uncharacterized. Bases 1 to 1875 code for a protein of 624 amino acids. Lineage: Eukaryota; Metazoa; Chordata; Actinopteri; Cichliformes; Cichlidae. The record is from RefSeq and is a predicted model, not a curated record. Gene Ontology annotation, molecular function: DNA binding. The transcript has 2 exons. Gene Ontology annotation, biological process: DNA integration; DNA recombination.